UUUUCAUCGAUAGCGCGUGCCCCUGCUGCACGGACCGCGGGCUCUCUGUUCCGUAUUCGCGUAGUGAUUUUUUUGUUUGUGUUUACACCGUGGAUUUGAUCGCUGACAACACCCGGACGGCCUCAAGAUGAUGAAGUUCAAGCAACAGGGGCUGGUCGCCGACUUGAUGCCCAAUAUAAGGCUGAUGAAAGCCACCGGGCACUUUCUAUUCAAUUAUUACGAUGACAAUUCCACGAAGUUCGUGCAUAAGAUCUUCGCCAUCAUGCACUUGGUGAUGGUCCUCAUGCAAUUUGGAUUCUGCGGUAUAAAUCUGAUGAUGGAGAGCGACGACGUGGACGAGCUGACGGCGAACACGAUCACGAUGCUGUUCUUCACGCACAGCCUGGUGAAGUUGAUUUAUUUCGCGGUCAGGAGCAAACUGUUUUACAGAACAUUCGGUAUAUGGAACAACCCUAACAGCCACCCGUUGUUCGCCGAGAGCAACGCCCGGUUUCAUCAGCUGGCCGUGAAGAAGAUGAGAAUAUUGUUGUUGGCCGUGAUGGGGGCCACGAUCCUCACCUCGAUCUCCUGGACCACCCUCACGUUCAUCGGUGACUCCGUGAAAAAGGUCACCGAUCCCGUCACCAACGAGACCAGCUUCGUCGAGAUACCAAGGUUACUGGUGCGCUCUUGGUACCCGUUCGACCCGAGCCACGGAAUGGCGCACAUCUUGGUGCUUAUAUUCCAAUUCUACUGGCUGCUGUUCUGCAUGGCGGACGCGAAUCUCUUCGACGUGCUGUUCUGCUCGUGGCUGCUGUUCGCCUGCGAGCAAAUCCAGCAUCUGAAGAACAUCAUGAAGGCUCUGAUGGAGUUCAGCGCGACCCUGGACACCGUUGUGCCAAACAGCGGCGAUCUGUUCAAGGCUGGCAGUGGGGAGCAUAUCAAGGACCAGCAUGAGCCACCACCGCCUCUCACGCCGCCCCAAGGCGGAGGAGAGAACAUGUUGGACAUGGAUCUUCGUGGGAUAUACAGCAACAGGCAAGAUUUCACCGCCACGUUCCGACCCACAGCUGGAAUGACGUUCAACGGGGGUGUGGGGCCAAACGGACUGACGAAGAAACAGGAAAUGCUGGUUAGAAGCGCCAUCAAGUACUGGGUUGAGAGGCACAAACACAUCGUCAGAUUGGUUACUUCGAUCGGAGAUGCUUACGGUGUUGCUUUGCUGCUACACAUGUUGGCCACUACUAUUACGUUAACUUUACUGGCUUAUCAGGCAACCAAGGUUAACGCGGUUGACACCUACGCAGCAUCGGUAAUUGGUUACUUGGUGUACUCUCUUGGCCAAGUUUUCAUGCUCUGCAUAUUUGGAAACCGUCUAAUUGAAGAGAGCUCGUCGGUGAUGGAGGCUGCCUAUUCUUGCCAUUGGUACGAUGGGUCAGAAGAGGCCAAAACGUUCGUCCAAAUUGUCUGUCAACAGUGUCAGAAGGCGAUGUCGAUUUCGGGAGCGAAGUUUUUCACCGUGUCCUUGGAUCUUUUUGCUUCGGUGUUGGGAGCCAUGGUCACCUACUUCAUGGUGUUGGUGCAACUGAAGUGAACACUCAAUACCAGUUACUUCAGGAAUGAAUGGGAUACCUGGAAUGUUCGUGUUCGCGAGCUCCUAACUGUCAAAAUACGAACUUCUCGUAUUUCGUGCCUUGCAACCAAUUUGUCAGAGGAUUGGCAAGGAUUCGAGUUGUGUUCUGUGUGUUGCGGAUCGCGAGUUAACGUCGACCCUUGUUUUCAAAUAAUUUCAAACGCUAGAAA
Messenger RNA from Colletes gigas, 1782 nucleotides. RefSeq names its product odorant receptor coreceptor (gene Orco). The coding region runs from base 128 to 1573 and encodes 481 amino acids. Gene Ontology annotation, cellular component: plasma membrane. The record is from RefSeq and is a predicted model, not a curated record. Gene Ontology annotation, molecular function: olfactory receptor activity; odorant binding. Gene Ontology annotation, biological process: detection of chemical stimulus involved in sensory perception of smell; sensory perception of smell. NCBI's taxonomy places the organism in Eukaryota, Metazoa, Arthropoda, Insecta, Hymenoptera, Colletidae. The transcript is spliced from 9 exons.